Molecule: messenger RNA, 1990 nt
Organism: Heterocephalus glaber (naked mole-rat)
Lineage: Eukaryota; Metazoa; Chordata; Mammalia; Rodentia; Bathyergidae
Gene: Ebi3
Product: Epstein-Barr virus induced 3
Cellular component (GO): membrane
Molecular function (GO): cytokine receptor activity; protein binding
Source: RefSeq, a predicted model, not a curated record
GCUGCUAAGUUGCCCAGGUUGGGCUUGAACCUGUGAUUCUCCUGCCUCAGCCUCCCAGAGUGCUGGGUCGCUGGUGUGCACCACCGCACCUUCUCCACAAUUCUGAGUUAAACUCACUUUCUUACCCCAAACCUCACCACAGCUGGCACCCAACGCCUGCCCCGAUGGCUCCCCGCUCCUUCGGCAAGUCCCCCAAAAUCCCCACCGGUGACUUCUGAGUCCUUCUGCCUAAGGGAGGGGAGGCAGCUGGCAAUGUGUGCGGGAAUUCCUUCCCCCAGUGAGGGGGGAGGUGUCCAGCCUGUCCCUGGGGAUUUCCUGGUGUCCCUGGGUGUCCUUGUCACAUGAAGAAUAUCUGAGGGUGGGGCUGCCUCCCCAAGGCUCCGUUCCUGCAUCUCUGUGGCCUGGAGCCUGGAGGGGGGCUCAAAUUUUCGACCCUCCUGCCUCAGCCUCCCAGAGUGCUGGAAUGACAGGCAGGCACCACCAAGCCCUGCUCAUCUUUGUGUCUCUCUGCGUCUCACUCUAUCCCUCUACCCUCUCCUGUCCUUGUCCCUGUCCUUCUCUGAGUUCUCCUCCCCAUCCCCUUCUCUGGGGUUUCCCCAGCAAUGCUGCUACCGGAAGGAAGGGCCCAGCACGUCCUGCUGUGCUGGGAAAGGCCAUGGGGUCACUUCUCUCUUUUUUGACCUCCUCCCUGCCCCCACCCUCAGGGAAUUCCACAACAAACUUGGUGGCUGCAGAGGGGACUGGGAACAGCUCUGCCAUUCUGUGCAUUCUCCAGCAGCCCCACAAAUCCAGCCCAUGAGUCAGCCCUGGGGAGCCCGUUGUGGCACUGGGCUUUCCCUGGGCGGGUCCCCAGCCUUCUCCUGGACUGGCCUCUGUGUCCUCCACCCGAACUCUGGAGAGCAGAAGCCAAAGCUGCAGAAGCCGGCAACCAUGACCCCAAGGCUGCUCCUGCUUCUCGCCCUCUGGAGCGGCUGUUUGCCCUGUGGUGGCGUGAAAGUGACUCUGAGCCAGCCCCGGGUGCAGUGCCGGGCCUCCAGGUACCCGGUUGCCGUGGACUGCUCCUGGACGCUGUCGCCGGUGCCCACAGCCACCUUCAUCGCCACAUACAGGCUUGGUGUGGCCACACAGGGGGAGAGUCGGCCCUGUCUGCAGCCUGUCCCGGAGGCCACGCACUGCUCCAUCCCUGACAUCCAGCUGUUCUCCAUGGUGCCCUACGUGCUCAACAUCACCGCCGUCCACCCCAAGGGCGCCCGCAGCACCUUGGUGCCCUUCAUGCCCGAGCGCAUUAUCAAACCAGACCCUCCAGAAGGUGUGCGCUUGAACUCCCUCCCUGGGCGGCAGCUCCAGGUGCAGUGGGAGCCCCCGCGGUCCUGGCCCUUCCCGGAGCUGUUCUCUCUCAAGUACUGGAUCCGCUACAGGCGGCAGGGAGCCAUGCACUUCCGCCAGGUGGGCCCCAUCGAAGCUACAGCCUUUGUCCUCAGGUCUGUGUGGCCCCAGGCCAAGUACUACAUCCAGGUGGCGGCCCGGGACCUCACAGAUUUUGGGGAGUUGAGCGACUGGAGCUUCCCUGCUGUCAUUUCCAUGGCCCUGGCCAAGUAGUGGGGACCCUCAGCAGCCCUAGGGGUCAUGGGUCCUGGACCCCCACUGCUGCGGACUGCUGGGGAUGGAUGGGACCUGCCCGGCCUGGGUUCCAGUCCCGAUUUUGCUGCUGCCUGGCUGCGGGGCCACCUUGGGCGAGUGACUUUGCCUGUCUGAGCCUCAGUUUCCAACCCAUGGAAUGAGAAUAUGAUGUCUCUUCUGAUCACGGUGCAGUUGUGAAUGGCAGGUACUUGUAACAAAAUUAAAUUAGAGCUCGGUGGUUCUGCCACCUGCCUCACAAGCGCAAGGUGCGGAGUUCAAUUCCGGUACCAAAAAAAAUAAAUAAAUUAGAAAAGAAUCGUUGUUGCUGGGUCCUUCCUCUCUCAGUCUAUUUUGUGCUUCGAUAAGAGUG